This is a messenger RNA of Labrus mixtus (cuckoo wrasse), 4189 nucleotides long. It is a transcript of the gene gpc6b, whose product is annotated as glypican 6b. The record is from RefSeq and is a predicted model, not a curated record. The transcript is spliced from 10 exons. NCBI's taxonomy places the organism in Eukaryota, Metazoa, Chordata, Actinopteri, Labriformes, Labridae. Gene Ontology annotation, cellular component: synapse; cell surface; plasma membrane. Bases 321 to 2009 code for a protein of 562 amino acids. Gene Ontology annotation, biological process: regulation of signal transduction; regulation of protein localization to membrane; cell migration.
UCUCCACGCAGCAUUUCCACUCCGACACAGAGACCAGAAGCUUCGCCUGGCUCACACAAGUUGAGUCAACACGCUGGGAAACGCGCCGUCUGGAUUUAUAUGUGGCACCUCCAUACUGUCGUCUUUUAUGCUGCACCGGAUGACUUUUCUUUAUCAUUGUCACUUGCCGUAGAUCCCCAUUCUGCUCUCGGAAAUGUGUUUAGACACUUAUAGUUGAGUUGCAACCAUUAACCGUCCGGUCAUUAAAUACCUGCAGAUCUGCUGCAGGGGAGUUUUAGCAGCACGCGGGAUCCUGCAGAGAUCAAGGAUAUAAGUGAACAAUGCUCAGACUACAGACUAUCAUUUGCACUUUUUCUGUGCUGUUUGUUGCAGCCAGAGCUGAUUUUAAAGCACGGAACUGCAGCGAAGUGAGGGAGGCAUGUACCGGGAGAGGCUUCGGCUUCGCACAUGUUCCUCUUCAGGAGAUCCCAGGUGAACAUCUACGAGUAUGUCCCCAGGGAAACACAUGUUGCACCCAGGAAAUGGAGGACAAAUUUGGCCAACAGAGUAAACAGGACUUUGAGAAUCUGGUCGAUGAAAUGAGUCACGAAUUGAGAAGCACUUUUGUUUCCCGACACAAAAGAUUUGAUGAAUUCUUCCUGGAGCUCCUGGAGAACACAGAGAGGUCCCUGAACGAGAUGUUUGUGAGGACUUACGGCAAGCCGUACAUGCAGAACGCGGAGGUCUUUGAGAACCUGUUCUCUGAGCUGAAGCGCUAUUACACGGGAGGGAACGUCAACCUGGAGGAAAUGCUUAAUGACUUUUGGUCGCGGCUGCUGGAGCGCAUGUUCACGCUGCUCAACUCGCAGUAUGUCAUCACAGAGGACUAUCUGGAGUGUAUCAGCAAGUACACGGACCAGCUGAAGCCCUUUGGAGACGUGCCCAGGAAGCUCAAGGCUCAGGUUACCCGGGCAUUCAUCGCUGCACGCACAUUCGUCCAGGGGCUCUCCGUUGGCCGGGAGGUCGCCCAGAGAGUGUCUAAGGUAAGCAGCACUCCAUCAUGCAUCAGAGCACUGACAAAGCUGAUGUACUGCCCCUUUUGUCAGGGCAUGCCGGCAGUCAAAGCCUGUAAGAACUACUGCCUGAACGUCAUGAAGGGCUGCCUGGCAAAUCAAGCCGAUCUGGAUCCCGAGUGGAACCUGUACAUUGAUGCCAUGCUGCUGGUGGCACAGAGACUGGAGGGACCUUUCAACAUUGAAUCUGUCAUGGAGCCUAUUGAUGUCAAGAUUUCAGAGGCCAUCAUGAAUAUGCAAGAUAACAGUGCCCAGGUCUCAUACAGGGUCUUUCAAGGCUGUGGUCAGCCGAAGCCCGCAGGAAUGACUAGGUCUGCCCGCGGUGUUUCGGAUGUGUUCAACGCUCGCUUCAAGCCGUACAGCCCCGAGGAGCGGCCGACCACUGCAGCUGGCACGAGCCUGGACAGACUGAGGAUUGUUUGGAAUGCGAUGCAGCACAGUGUGGUCGACAUAAAAGAGAAACUGAAGCUGUCAAAGAAAUUUUGGUCCAACCUGCCCGAGGCGAUGUGCAUGGAGGACAGAGUGACCGCAGGAAAUACCAGCGAUGAGGAGUGCUGGAAUGGACACACUAAGGGCAGGUACUUCCCUGAAGUUCAAAAGGAUGGACUUACGAACCAGGUGAAUAACCCAGAGGUGGGUGUGGACAUCACCCGUCCGGACACUUUCAUCCGCCAGCAGAUCAUGGCUCUGAGAGUGAUGACAAACAAGUUGAAAAAUGCCUACAACGGCAAUGAUAUCUACUUUCAAGACUCAAGUGAUGAAGGCAGUGGUUCAGGCAGCGGCAGUGGCUGCACAGACGUCUGCCCCACAGAAGCUGACGAUGCUGCCACCGAAGCCCCGGUGGUGGAGGCUGACCGGAGCGGGCCUGUGGAUGAUUCCAACCCACUCUGUGCACCAAUAGCCCUGCCAACCAUACUGGCCCUCUCAGCCCUGGCAUUCCACCAACAGUGGAGAUAAUGCUGGAGGAACCAGCUAAACAUGGACAGCAGGGUUGUUUUUCUUUCUUUUUUUUUCAUCUUUGCAGUUUUUGUAUUCAGGCAGAUUGGAGCUACAGUCGAGCAGACAGUAUCCCGGCUGCCCACCUCACAGUGAGAGGAGACUGUUCUGAAAAACCAGAGCGGUCAUGCAUCAUGAUUUUCCAAUCUCCCAAAGAUCGUGCAGUGCCAUCCUUAGACUUGAUAUAUGACGGCAUCACCCCUCCGUCUAACCCUGAUGCCGACCCAACAGACUCUGCUUCAGAGAUUUCUUGCACAUAUGGCAGGUACUAAUGUAGGUCUCCAUGUGGAAAAUUAUAACACGCACUUUGAUUGUUUUCAUUUUUUAAUGCAAAAAGUUGUUUGUGUGUUGAGAAUGUGGUUAUGUGAUGCAUCAAAAAGAGGCACUUGAUAACUUUGAAUAUACAUUAAACAGGAUAUUUACAGAGGAUGAUCUAUUUGCUGAAAAAUUCAGGAACAUUUCAACAUUUCAUAUUAAUUCAAUUCUUCCAUUGUCAUAUAAUCAUGUGCCAAUUAUUGAUUAUUUUUUCACAAGACGUAAACUCAUUAUAUUCUGAUAUUGUUCAGAGUGGUCAUAAAUCCAUGUAGGUUUAUUACAUGCUGCUUCAUCUUUCAUUUUAAACAUGGCAACAUCAUACAUUAAGUAUUUCCCUGUUCUGCUCUAGUUAUCCACCUAAACUGUUCAACAGCCGCCUUGUGCUGAACUCACAUUUUGUAAAAAAAAAAAAAAAAAAAAAAGGGAUUAGACUGGCUUUUUUAUUAUGCAUUUGCCUCGCAACAAAUUUAUAAUCUGCAAAAUAUUUGUAUAUCAUGCUGGUUUGUUGGCCUUGGCUUCUGGAGCAGACAGCCUGGACUGAAUAAUAUGAAGCAGUGAUUGACACAUCGGGAAAGGUGCCACUGUAUGUACAAUUGUAGGAAUGGUUGCUCUGUAGUCUUUUGGGGUACAGGUCCUCGACUGUAAUUACUUUCAUUAUGUUAGAGAAGUGAUAAACAAAUGCCAAUCCGCAGUUUCUAAAAUAAUUGGUGAUUCAAUUAUUUAGGGUGCCAUUAUAUCAGUAUAGGGCUUAAGACUUCAGUACGUUACCUAAUGUAUUUCCAUCUUACCACUUAAAAGCAUCUGGAACUGUUAUACCAAGACAAUAUAAUUAGGGGAUUUAAUAUUUUACAAUUGUAUUUAUAAAGAUUUCCAAACUGCUCAUGAAACAAACUCUGUUGAGAUUAUAUAUCAGUUUGUGUAAAUGUGUAAUUGGAAAUGCUCCCCAAUUUAAUACAAAAUCACCAUUUACCAAAGAAAGUAAUGUGCUGCCAUAGUUUUUAUUAAUCAACAGUAACUGGAUCCUAUAGAAUAUCAUGUGCCAUAUCUGGAUUGUCUUAUAACAAAUAUAAAAUGUUUUAUUUCCAGGAAUUCUGGGUUUGCACAUACAGUAGGCAACAGCAACAAAGAAGGUGCCAAUUAGGCAGAUGUGAUUGUUAUCCUGUAACUUUAUUAACAAUUUGGAUAGAGUAUUUGACGUGUGUUGUGAUGUUUUUAAAAAGAAACAAAACAGAAAUACUGGCAGACAGUAUUAGAAUUGAAGUUUAAUGUUGUCUUUUUUGAAAAAAAUGUAUCCCAACAGAUAUGUAAAAGCUGCAGGAAUUACUAAAGAAGUAGCAAACAGCACACAGUGGUUACCGGGAAUGCAAAGAAAAGGUCCCUAAAUUUAUCUGUAAAGCUUGAAUGGUUGUGUCUGCAGCACAGACAGGCUUGAAGCCGACCACAGUCACCUGUGAAAUGAGAAUCUGUGGAGACCGGACAGGCCUGAAUGCUCCGCUGAAGCUCCUCAGUAGAGCGUACUCACAGAGAAUGUGAGAGGCCUGGCACUGCUGAUGGGGGCGGACAAAACCAGCCAGUAUGUACGUCCACUGUUCUCUAAGAGCCCGUCAGCUACAUAACCACAGGGCCAGCUUAGCUUACACAUCCAACGAAUUAGCCAGUGUUACACCCUUAGCAGUAUAUUCAUGUUCAGCUUUUUUCAUUAUUGCACUUACGACAGCAUUUGCCUCAACAUUGCAAGAACAAGUGAAAAUGUGUCAAACGUGUCAUUUAAAAGGAUUCUUUAUUAUGAAUAAUGAUCUUACAGGAUGCCCUUUUUAUGUUUUGUA